AUGCAUCCAUAUGCUUCGUCUCUUUCCCCUGCUCGACCACAUGCAUACGUGGUACAUUCACAUUCUCCAUCCGACUCCCACCUGCCCCUGACCCGAACCAGAAUCUUGUUCAGAUUAUCCAAUUUUCUCUUUGGUCUACUCAACAAUGCUCUGUAUGUCGUCAUCCUCACUGCUGCGCUCGAGCUCUUACCCAGAGGGGUGCCGACUGGCGUGGUGGCUGCUGCAAACAUCGCCCCUGCACUCGUUGCCAAGGCUAUCUGGCCUUAUGUGCUCAAGGGAGAGAUUCGAUAUGCUAGGAGGGUCGUCGCUUGCUCCACCAUCAGCUUUGUGGGGAUGAUUCUCAUUGCGUUCUCGACUUCGCUGGAAAACAAACUGAUCGGGAUCAGUAUGGCUAGUUUCAGCUCCGGUCUUGGCGAACUGACCUUCCUGCAGCUUAACACGAGGUACGGCCACAGCGGAGCGGGUGACGGAGUUGGCUGGUUCGCUUCGGGUACAGGUGCUGCUGGACUACUAGGCGCUGCAGCUUGGUGGAUCGUAAGACCUCUGGGCGUCAAAGGAGGUUUGACCUUGCUAUCAAUUCUGCCCGGCAUCAUGGCUCUGGCAUACUUUGUCAUCCUGCCGAGCAAAGAAGCGCUUGGUGCCGAGGUGCCAGCCGGCUACACUGCGAUUGGUACGCAAGAAGCUGACGCGGAUUUUGUGGACGGCGAAGAGGAAAAUGACGAUGCCAGACCUGGAGCUACUAGCGCGCAGGGCCAUCAAGAAGACCCGGAAGGCCUUCCGACUUCGGCAGCAGUGUCGGUCCCUUUUGCUCGAAAGAUGCAAUUGAUCAAGCCCAUGCUGCUUGUCUACAUUGCUCCGCUUGUAUUGGUCUACUUUUUCGAAUACACGAUCAAUCAAGGCGUAGCGUCUACGCUGCUUUAUCCACUGCCGGAUCCCAGCGAACACUGGAUUCUUUCGCUCUUCAUUAAGAAGCUUAGCGAUUACUACCCUCUGUACCAGUUGACAUAUCAGACGUUCGUGUUUCUCUCAAGAUCGUCUAUCAGCAUCUUGCGUCUGCCAGCUAUUCCUCAGCGGCUGUUGUGGAUACCGGCUAUCCUGCAAGGUCUUCUACUGGCCAUACUCAUCUCGGAGAGUCUCUCCGCUUGGUUCUCGCCCAACAUCGCCAGCCCCCUGGUCAUCGUUCUCGUGUGCCUAGAGGGACUCGCAGGGGGCAGCGCCUACGUCUCGGUCUUCUAUCAACUCUCACGAGAUUCUUCCAACUCGCUAGACAAAUCGACAACCCGUGCUGCUGAUGGCGAGUCGAGUCUGGCCACCGAGUCGGAGCAGGAAAGAAGGACGAGGCUGUCUCAGGAACACGAAUUCAGAAUAGGCUCCAUUGGAUUGGCAGACUCUUUUGGCAUUCUUAUUGCCGCGCUCGUCUCUAUGCCCCUCGAGCUGUGGUUGUGCGGACGACAGGUCGCUGCGGGCCGUUUGCUCUGCAAAGAGGUCAAGGCUGGGACUUAG
Messenger RNA from Ceraceosorus guamensis, 1503 nucleotides. Its product is annotated as batten's disease protein Cln3. The transcript is spliced from 6 exons. The coding region runs from base 1 to 1503 and encodes 500 amino acids. Gene Ontology annotation, cellular component: vacuole; membrane. The record is from RefSeq and is a predicted model, not a curated record. Lineage: Eukaryota; Fungi; Basidiomycota; Exobasidiomycetes; Ceraceosorales; Ceraceosoraceae. Gene Ontology annotation, biological process: regulation of intracellular pH.